GAUGCAUGAAAAUUUUUCACCCACAGGUACGAGACUCAGCUCUUAGCCUAGCAGAUGAGAUGCCAAAGAGUGAUGUCAAUAAAGAGUUCUACAUCCAGAACAUGGAGAAACAGAUGGCAGCUACAUCUGAUGGUAGCACAGCAGGAGGGGUUCUAGGCAAAACAAAAACACAUUCAGAGAUGCUCCUGCGUCUGGCUCGCACAACGCCAUACUACAAGCGGAACCGGCCCCACAUUUGCUCAUUCUGGGUGAAGGGUGAAUGCAAACGAGGUGAAGAGUGUCCCUACCGGCAUGAGAAGCCCACCGACCCUGAUGACCCUCUGGCCGAUCAAAAUAUCAAGGACCGUUACUAUGGUGUCAAUGAUCCUGUUGCUGACAAGCUACUGAAGAGGGCUGCAGCCAUGCCCCGGCUGGAACCCCCAGAGGACAAGUCCAUCACUACAUUGUAUGUGGGUAACCUAGGUGACAGGAUUGGUGAGAAGGAGUUGCGAGACCACUUCUACCAAUAUGGGGAGCUACGCAGUGUAAACGUGGUGGCUAAGCAGCAGUAUGCCUUUGUGCAAUUUACCACACGUUCUGCUGCAGAACUUGCUGCAGAACGCACCUUCAACAAACUUAUCAUUCAGGGGAGGCGGCUCAACAUAAAAUGGGGCCGGUCACAGGCCAGACAGGGUGGUCUUGGCAUUGGGGGCAUUGAAGGUCUUGAGGGAGAGGAGGUUGCUCCACAACCUUUGGAGCCAGUUCCUGGCCUGCCCACACUACCUCCACCUCCAGAGGAACUUCAGAACAACUUCUUCAAUCUACCCUCACAGGCGGCCAGCAUACCACUCCCACCAGGACAGGCACCAGCUGUCACUGGGGCACCAUCAAUCCGACCCCCUAUGCCUCCAGGCCAAGCUCCUCCCAGACCUCCUGUCCCUCCUCCAGGCAGCCUCCCAGGAGGCCCUCCUCCUGUGAGUGGUCCCCUUGGCCCACGUCCACCCCCAGGGGUUCCCCCUGCUCCUCCAGGCCACCUGCCACCCCUCCAGCCCCCUCCUUUCUUCCCCCCUCACCUUCGUGCCCCACUUCGCCCCCCACCAGGAGUUCGCCCUCCAACAUACUUCCCCCAGCCACCUCCCAUCCCAGGUGUAGGACCCCCUCCUCCCCUCACACAUGGCAUCAUCCACUACCCCUCGCAAGAUCCCACACAAAUGGGGGCCAAUCCAGACAAGAAAUAGAUAUGUACAUAGGACGGACUGAUUAGCUUUAGUGACUAAUUUUAAUGAUGAAUGUCAGUUUUAUUUUGUUAUUUUUAUUAUGAAAAAGUUUAUCAUUGUCAAUAGUGAUUAAAAUAAGAAAUAUUGUAAAUUUGCAAUCACACACAUUUGGAUUAGGAAAUAAGGUGCUGUAAUAAAUGUGAAAUUACAUAUAAAAGUUUCUUCUUAUUGUCAUUUUUACAUUACACAGCUACCCAAUAUAUGCUGGGAUUAUGAAUAACAAAGCUCCAGUAUUUUGACAGACUUCUUUCUUUUGAUAUACAAAAUGUAUCAUUUUUUUAAUGGCAAUGGCCUGUUUAAUAAAAAUAAAUUUAGGUAAA
Penaeus indicus is the source of this 1576-nucleotide messenger RNA. RefSeq names its product pre-mRNA-splicing factor RBM22-like. The transcript has a single exon. The record is from RefSeq and is a predicted model, not a curated record. Bases 6 to 1217 code for a protein of 403 amino acids. Lineage: Eukaryota; Metazoa; Arthropoda; Malacostraca; Decapoda; Penaeidae. Gene Ontology annotation, cellular component: U2-type catalytic step 1 spliceosome; Prp19 complex; U2-type catalytic step 2 spliceosome. Gene Ontology annotation, molecular function: pre-mRNA binding; U6 snRNA binding; metal ion binding.